AUGGCAACAAAUACCGAUUAUCAACACAAAAAAUUCGCCAAAAAGACCGAGGAGGAAUAUCAACAUAAGAAAUUUGCUACCAGCAAAAGGAAAUUUAAUGAAAUCGAAAAGGAAGAAGUAACCAUAACAGCUGAGGAUAUAUUGCAGCAAGCUCAAAAGGAGAUGAGUACCGAUCUGCCACAAAUCAAGAGGAAACAAACUAAGCCUUUGUUCCGACCCUGGGAAGAUAAGGAAGAAAGUGAAGGUCCUACAACCACCAAAAGACCCAAAAGCUGUCCGCCAACUGAGGAGGUUCCCAGUAUUAUGACACAGCAAUCGAAUUUAAAACUUAGACGCAACACCGUUGGUGCCAUAAUGAGGCGUCGUCAGCAGCAUCACCAACAACAAGCCGUACAAUGGAUGAGACAGCAACAAUAUAUUGCCUAUCAGCAGGAACAACAUUAUCAAGCGGCUAUAAUGGAACAAUCAAUGAGGAAUUCUAGUUAUUUGGCAUAUUUACAGCAAUUGGCCCUGCAACAGAGGCAGCAACAACAAUUAUUUGUUUUUGGUCAACAACAUUAG
Molecule: messenger RNA, 561 nt
Organism: Musca vetustissima
Lineage: Eukaryota; Metazoa; Arthropoda; Insecta; Diptera; Muscidae
Product: transcriptional regulator ovo-like
Exons: 1
Coding region: 1-561 (186 amino acids)
Source: RefSeq, a predicted model, not a curated record